GCAUACCAUGAUUUAGUUGGUUACUUCAAACUUACUCAACAUGCUUGCAGACAAGAAAAGUUACUUCACGAAUCGGAAGUGUGUUCCGUGGCAACUGUCGCCUUAAGCGACAUCGAAUCAGUAAAUGACUGCAUUCGCAGACGCAACUCUGGCAUCGUCAUCAGUCUUCUCGACAUCAAGUCUAUGUUCGUCAAAGAAACAUAUGAACUCUAUGGCUCGACCCGCUUUCUGCUGCACACUUAUGGCUUCUCACCUCCGUCGGCUUUAGAGUUGGGUCCACUUGAGCGUCCUAUGGAGGCGAUCCGAAACACCAAUCUAACCAGAAUGAUAGAGGAUGCAACUUUAUGGGUUUGGUUUGUGUGUUCGGUGGGGAGAAGAGAUACCUCAACCGUUUGUCAUGAGCGGUCACUUGUAAAGCGUUGA
Molecule: messenger RNA, 423 nt
Organism: Protopolystoma xenopodis
Lineage: Eukaryota; Metazoa; Platyhelminthes; Monogenea; Polystomatidea; Polystomatidae
Source: the annotation of a GenBank genome assembly